Messenger RNA from Styela clava, 3200 nucleotides. RefSeq names its product regulator of microtubule dynamics protein 2-like. Gene Ontology annotation, molecular function: microtubule binding. The record is from RefSeq and is a predicted model, not a curated record. NCBI's taxonomy places the organism in Eukaryota, Metazoa, Chordata, Ascidiacea, Stolidobranchia, Styelidae. Gene Ontology annotation, cellular component: mitochondrion; mitotic spindle pole; cytoplasm.
CUCCAAUGGAAAAAAUUUCAAUUCGUGCGUCACCAUCAUGCUACUGCUGAUUGGCAAAUGUUACGGAUAUGAAUAAGGAAGUUGAAGCUCGCGGGGGACAUGCAAACAGAACUACAGAUUCGUGCUCUGGCCUGUUGUUUCGCACUUUUCAGUGACACCCUCUCGUCGCAGCGUCGCGAAGCCUUGCAGCUUCCAGGACUUAUUUUUUUUUUUUAAUUCGUAUCCCUUUUUAAUCAAUGGUCGAUGGCUUUUUAUGAAGAAAUUCCUUAUUCGAAAAUUGGAGUUGGAAUCGCUAUAUUCCUUGGUGGGGGAGUAACAACUUAUGCAGUCUUAAGAUAUACUGGUUCUGCUGAACAAAGAAAAGAUGAGGAAGCCAUUGCAACACUAUCAACGAAAAUUGACGAAUUAAAAAUAGAAAUAGAGGAAUUAAAGAAACUUAUUCCAUGUGAACUCGGAAAUAUCAAUUCUGAAAUACAACUCUUGCAAACCGCAUUCAAUGACAGGAGGACAAAAUCACAGUCGAAUUUUUCUGUAUAUAGUUACAAAACUGCAUGGAGUGAUGAUGACAAUGAAAAUAUAGAUUCCAGGAAACAAGAUGUACCAUCCCCUAUUGAAGGUGGAGAUUCUUUGUUGCAAAACAAUAACGCAGUUUCCAAUGAGGAAAAGAAACGUUCAUUGUAUGCAAAAAUUGAUUCGCUUUACACAGGGAGUGAUGAAGAUAAAGAAACUGCAAUGAGAGUUCUUCAAGAUAACGAAAUUAAUUAUAAAGAUGAUUGGGAAUUCCUUUGGAGGUUGGGAAGGUCUCAUGUUUCUGUUCAUGAAAUGAGAUAUCUUGUAGAAGAGAAAAGAGUUCAUGCAUUGGCCGGACAUGAAUAUACUGAACGAGCUUUAGAUAUUUAUGAAGCCUCAUCAGAUGUGCAUAAAUGGUAUGCUAUUGCUUUGGGUACAAUGAUGGACUAUGUUUCAACUAAAGACAAGAUUUUGAAUGGUUAUAAAUUGAAGCAACAUAUAUCAAGAGCUUUAGAAUUAAGUCCUGCAGAAGCAACCUUGCACUUCAUGCUUGGUAGAUGGUGCUGGGGCAUUUAUAUGUUGACUUGGAUAGAGCGUAAACUUGCAUCUACAUUAUUUGCGACACCGCCUACCUCAUCUGUUCAAGAAGCUUUAGAAUGUUUCCUCAAAGCAGAAGAACUUGAUCACGGGUUUUAUAAAUCAAACCAACUUUAUAUUGGCAAGUGCUAUUAUGAAAUGAGCAAGUACAAAGAGGCAAAGAAUUGGUUAGAAAAAGCAAAAGAGUUGAAAAUUGUAAACAUCGAGGAUCAAAAAGCUCACGAUGAAGUUGUUCAACUUUUGACAAAACUAUAACUUGAUUGCAGCGUUUUUGCAGGGUUAUACAAACAAUAGUACAUUUUUAGUUUUCAUUUGAAUUCUGCCUCGCAAGAAUUUCAUUUUUGUGCCAUUGUGAACAAUUUUAUUGACAUUGAAACCCCUUGUAUCCUGAAUCAUAUUUUUGCUAGAUCUGCUAGAUGAAAUGAUGGUUUUUAACAAGGGUUCAGCGGCACCCUAUUGUUCCGCCAGUUCAGGGACUCCGCAAGUUUACAUUCAAAUUUGUGAAGGGUAUAUUGUUUCAAUACAUUUCUAUUCACUUACAUUUCUAUUUAUAAACUUUCCACACUUUCAGAUCAAAUUGUUUUGCCAGUAUAUGGAUGGACUUUAUAUAUAUUUAUAGCUUGAACAAUUAAGACAAUUAAAAUAUUGUACAGGGGUUCCGAAUCUCUGGAAUGUUUCAUUGGCGUUUCGUUCCACUGAAAAUGUUGAAAACCACUGGCGUAGAUGUUUAUACAACUUUUCUAUUAGUAAUCGAAUGUCUCUGUGACCAAGUGACUGCAACAAAUGAAUAAUAAGUUAUAAUCUAGUACAGCUUUGACCUCCAUUGAUUUGUUUUAUUAUUUAUUUUUAAUAUUUGUGGUGUAAGCAAUGUCACACAUUUUCAGCACAAUGUCUCAACUGCCAGUAACUUUUGCUUCAUGAUUUUAAAUUUUAUUCUAUGGUCUUUCAAACUAAGUAAAUUUCAAAGAUUUUAUUUAAAAAUGUAAGCAUAUUGCUUUUAAGAGUUGAGAAACCUAAUUUUAUAAAUAAUAAUUCACUUGGUUGAAAGUUAACCACAUAUUUAAUAUUGUGUAUAAUAUACCGUUAUGUUUAGGAGCCAGUGUCGGCAGUUAGAAAAUUCAUUUUUUGUUCAAAUUUUCAUGUCGAUUGCCUACUGCAGGUUUAUCAAAACUGUAGCAAUUUAUGCUAGUCUGAUAAGGUCAAUAACAUCGUAUAUUUUUACUUAUUGCCACAUGAAUUUAAUUGCUGUUAAAAAAAUGAUAGAUAUAAAAUAGCAUUUAAUUCAUUUUCCAUCAACUCAUAAUCAGUUGUAAUUCAAAUGGAACAAGCUUCACUAAUGCUUAUUCUUUAAUAGAAAAUCUUCAACCAUACGAUACAUAAUUAUGGGUAUAGCUGCCUCAUAUCUCAACGUAAAUGUAACAGUUUGGAGUAACAAUCCUAAUCGCCAUUUCCAACCUGACCCACUGUUAAAUCUCAGUUUUCCAUUUCUAUAUUCUCCUAAUUUAUUGUUUCGUUGGUGUUUAAUCUUAUUUUUGUGUAUCUAUGCAUAUUUGUGAUAGUUGUGUGGAAGAAUGUAGCGAUUGGUUUUAUACAUUUAUAAGGGUGAUUUUUAUAAUCGAUUUGUGUGUUAGUGUUUUAAUUAUCCAUGAUUAUUUAAAUUUUGAGUUAAUUUGUUUUAACUUUUAUAUGCUGUGAUGUAGUUAGUGAAACUGAUGUUUCCAAGAAGGUAUUUGGUUUGUUAGCAAGCAGAAAUUUUAAUGAUACCCAUAAAACUUUAUGUCUGAUUGACCAUGCAAAGAAAUUUUGCUUCAUAUUUCCCUCCAAUAUAAUCAAAUUUAUUUCUGGAAAAUUCCGAUUGCAUACCAUAACAGAACACUGCCCUAUCAUCUCUAAAAUGAAGUAGCAGAUCAACAUUCGAACAAAUUGAUUUUGAUGUGGUUUUGAAUUUGUCAGUAAUGGCAAUGAGUUUUAUGGAUGCACGUUCUAGUACUGAAUGCAAUUGCGCCUUAUUUAUGAGUUUGUGUUUAUUAUAUUAUUGUAUCAAAAUCUUUGUAUCUCAUUUCCUUACAUGAAAAUUAAGUUUGUUUUAAUAA